GCUAACCGGCUUCAUUUGGAGCCGGAGCCUGGCUGUUGCUCAGGUGACCAGUGUCUCUCUCAGAGGGUGCUGCCAACGGGCCUGGCCGCGAUGAUCCAGAAUGUUGGAAAUCACCUGCGAAGGGGCAUCGCCUCUGUGUUCUCGAACCGCACAUCCCGGAAGUCCUCCUCUCGCGCGGAGACUGCCGCUGGGGCCAUGGGGGACAGCGGGGGGUACAGGAACCCCACGGAGGUGCAGAUGAGCCAGCUGGUGCUGCCUUGCCACACCAACCAGCGUGGCGAGCUGAGUGUCGGGCAGCUGCUCAAAUGGAUCGAUACCACCGCCUGCCUGUCCGCCGAGAGGCACGCUGGCUGUCCGUGCGUCACUGCUUCCAUGGACGAUAUCUAUUUUGAACACACCAUUAGUGUCGGACAAGUGGUGAAUAUCAAGGCCAAGGUGAACCGGGCCUUCAACUCCAGCAUGGAGGUGGGCAUCCAGGUGGCCUCUGAGGACCUGUGCUCUGAGAAGCAAUGGACUGUGUGCAAGGCCUUGGCCACCUUUGUGGCCCAUCGGGAGCUCUCCAAGGUGAAGCUGAAGCAGACUAUGCCACGCACAGAGGAGGAGAAAACAGAGCACAGCGUGGCUGCCGAGCGCCGGCGCAUGCGGCUGCUGUAUGCGGACACCAUGAAGGACCUUCUGGCCAACUGUGUCAUUCAGGACGAUCUGGAGAGCAGAGACUGCAGCUGCAUGGUACCGGCCGAGAAAACCCGCGUGGAAAGCGUGGAGCUGGUCCUGCCUCCCCAUGCCAAUCACCAAGGCAAUACCUUUGGGGGCCAGAUCAUGGCCUGGAUGGAGAACGUGGCCACCAUCGCAGCCAGCCGGCUGUGCCGUGCCCACCCUACGCUGAAGGCCAUUGAGAUGUUCCACUUCCGGGGCCCCUCCCAGGUUGGGGACCGCCUGGUGCUCAAGGCCAUCGUGAACAACGCCUUCAAGAAUAGCAUGGAGGUGGGCGUGUGCGUGGAGGCUUACCGCCAGGAGGCUGAGAGCCAUCGGCGGCACAUCAACAGUGCCUUCAUGACCUUCGUGGUCCUGGACGCGGAUGACCAGCCUCGGACACUGCCCUGGAUUCAGCCCCAGCCGGGGGAUGGUGAGCGGCGCUAUCGAGAGGCUAGUGCCAGGAAGAAGAUCCGGCUGGACAGGAAGUACAUCGUAUCCUGUAAACAGGCAGAAAUGCCCCUCUCUGUCCCCUGGGACCCUAGCAACCAGGUCUACCUGAGCUACAACAACGUCUCCUCCCUGAAGAUGCUGGUGGCCAAGGACAACUGGGUGCUGUCUUCUGAGAUCAACCAGGUCCGCCUGUACACUCUGGAGGAAGACAAGUUCCUGUCCUUUCACAUGGAGAUGUUGGUGCAUGUGGACGCCACCCAGGCCUUUCUGCUGCUCUCGGACCUGCUUCGGAGGCCCGAGUGGGACAAGCACUACCGGAGCGUGGAGCUCGUGCAGCAGGUGGACGAGGACGAUGCCAUCUACCAUGUCAUCAGCCCUGUCCUCGGCGGCGAUGCCAAGCCCCAGGACUUUGUGAUCCUGGCCUCUCGGCGGAAGCCUUGUGACAAUGGGGACCCCUACGUCAUUGCGCUGAGGUCAGUUACACUGCCCACACACCCUGAGACACCAGCAUACAGGCGCGGGGAGACCCUCUGCUCUGGUUUCUGCUUCUGGCGAGAGGGGGACCAGCUGACCAAGGUGUCCUACUACAACCAGGCUACCCCAGGCUUUCUCAACUAUGUGACCACCAACGUGGCUGGUCUCUCCUCGGAGUUCUACACCACCUUCAAGGCCUGUGAGCAGUUCCUGUUGGACAACCGUAGUGAUCUGGCCCCCAGCCUCCAAACCCUCUAGCCCCUGCCCCACAGUGGCCACCGCAUGCCCACUCCCCCUCCAUCCUGCUGCCCCUAGGGCACAUUGGCAGUGCAUUGAGGAAGACAGGAGCAUUUAUUCCUUGCUGCCUC
Lontra canadensis (Northern American river otter) is the source of this 1988-nucleotide messenger RNA. It is a transcript of the gene ACOT11, whose product is annotated as acyl-CoA thioesterase 11. NCBI's taxonomy places the organism in Eukaryota, Metazoa, Chordata, Mammalia, Carnivora, Mustelidae. Gene Ontology annotation, cellular component: extracellular exosome. The coding region runs from base 91 to 1878 and encodes 595 amino acids. The transcript has 16 exons. The record is from RefSeq and is a predicted model, not a curated record. Gene Ontology annotation, molecular function: lipid binding; thiolester hydrolase activity.